This is a messenger RNA of Corylus avellana, 2019 nucleotides long. The record is from RefSeq and is a predicted model, not a curated record. Lineage: Eukaryota; Viridiplantae; Streptophyta; Magnoliopsida; Fagales; Betulaceae.
AUGGAUACCUAUUUGUAUCGCUUCAUGUUCGUGCGCUUCCUUUUUCUUCUCUUAAUAUUGUUCCUUGUUUUACUCACUGCCUCUUUGUCUUCUUUGCAGCCACUUUGUCAUGAUGAUAAGAGAUCUGCCUUGUUGCAAUUCAAGGAUAGCUUUAUCCUAAACAAGUCUGCUUCUGUUUAUCCUUCUGCAUAUCCUAAAGUUGCAUCAUGGAGUCUAGGAGGGACUAGUAGUGAUUGCUGCUCAUGGGACGGGGUUGAUUGCAAUGAGGACACGGGUCAUGUGAUUGGCCUUGACCUUAGUAGCAGCUUUCUCUAUGGUUCUAUUAAUUCCAGUAACAGCCUCUUCCGCCUUCUUCAACUUCAAAGGCUUAAUCUUGCUGAUAAUGACUUCAACGACUCUCGAAUCCCAUUCGGAAUUGGCAAUCUUUCAAGGUUAACUUAUCUGAACCUCUCCUACUCUGUGUUUUUUUCAAGACAAAUCCCUUCAGAGCUUUCACAUCUCAAUAAGUUGUCUUCCCUCGAUCUGUCUCUUAAUCCUGAUUUCUUACGCAACCAAAACAAAUUGAGUGGGUUUGAUCUGAGAGGCAACAAUCUUGAAGGCCUAGUACCCAAAUGGAUGUAUAAUGCAAGUAGAGAAUCUCUUGAGACUAUACUCCUUUCUGACAAUUUUCUAAUAGGCUUUGAACAAUCUCCGGUUGUUCUCCCAUGGUCGAAUCUAGCUUAUUUAUCUCUAGACAAUAACAGGCUACAAGGAUCGCUCCCAAUUCCACCACCAUCUAUCCAGUCUUAUCGAGUUCAAAGGAACUUGAUAAGAGAAAUGUCACCGUUGAUUUGCAAUCUCAGUUCACUUUAUUACCUUGAUUUGUCCUAUAACAACUUGAGUGGCAUGCUUCACCCUUGUUUAGGAAACUUAAGUUCUUUGGAAAUACUUCAACUUCGAAGUAACAACUUCCAUGGCACCAUCCCAAAAACAUGGGCAAAGCAAAGCAACUUAAGGAUGAUUGAUUUAAGUAAAAACCAAUUACAAGGUCAGCUACCCAAAUCAAUGGCUAAUUGUAUGAUGCUAGGGUAUAUUAAUGUUGGUAACAAUCAGAUCAAUGGCCCAUUUCCCUCCUGGUUGGUUUGCAAUCUGAGUUCACUUGAAGUACUUGAUUUGUCCUAUAACAACUUGAGUGGAAAGCUUCAUCCAUGUUUAGGAAACUUUAGUUCUCCUUUGUCAGUACUUCAACUACGAAGCAACAGCUUUCGUGGCACCAUCCCAAAAACAUGGGCAAUGGGGAACAACUUAACGGUGAUUGACUUAAGUGAAAACCAAUUCCAUGGUCAGUUACCAAGAUCCAUGGCCAACUGUCUGAUGCUAGAGUAUCUUAAUGUUGGUAACAAUGAGAUCAAUGAUACCUUUCCCUUUUGGUUGGGAGCUCUUUCUCAGUUGAAGGUUCUCGUCCUCCGUUCUAAUGCAUUCCAAGGUGCAAUACAGAGUCCUGGAAUCAAUUAUACAUUCCCUAAGUUGCAUAUCAUUGAUCUCUCUCAAAAUAGUUUUUCAGGAAAUUUGCCUGUAGAGUAUUUCCUACAUUGGAAUGCGAUGAAAGUUUUUGGUGCAAAACAGUUGAAAUACAUGGAGGUGAAUUCUAGGCGAAGCUCGUUUGGUUCCGUACAAUGCACAAUUACAAUUACAAACAAAGGCAUAAUGUUGAAGUAUGAGAAAAUCCCAGAUGUUUUGAGGGUCAUUGAUUUUUCGAGCAAUAGAUUUGAAGGAGAAAUUCCAUGUGUCUUGGGUAGUUUAAAAGGACUUCAUUUGCUCAAUCUUUCUAACAAUGCUCUUACUGGUCAUAUCCCAUUGUCCUUGGGGAACUUGACACAAGUAGAAUCAAUGGACUUUUCUCAAAACAAGUUGUCUGGAAUGAUACCCGCCCAACUAGCAGAGCUCAAUUUUCUUGCAUCUUUUAAUGUCUCCAACAAUCAGAUUAACCCAUGUGAAGCUCAGGCAGCACUGUUGUGUGGGCAUCAGAUUUUGGAAUAA